Messenger RNA from Rhagoletis zephyria (snowberry fruit fly), 1236 nucleotides. RefSeq lists its product as uncharacterized. The record is from RefSeq and is a predicted model, not a curated record. NCBI's taxonomy places the organism in Eukaryota, Metazoa, Arthropoda, Insecta, Diptera, Tephritidae.
CAAAAACUCUUGCGCUUACCUAUGCCAGAUGCUCUAUUCGAGAUUUCUGGCAUGGGUGGAAUGGUGGUGCAAAACUCAAAGAAAAUGUGCGAAAUCACACUGAGCUCAACAGAUAGAAGCCAAGAAAUAAAGCCCCAAGCCAUUAUUUUUCCCCAAUUGACCCACUUUCUCCCUACUUCAAAUAUCUCUCAUAUUAACUUAGAAGAGAUAAAACGAUUAAGGCUUGCCGAUCCCAACUGUUUCACCCCAAAUAAGAUAGAUAUGGUAAUCGGCAGUGACCUAAUCCCCCGAAUUCUCCUACAAGGGCUGCAACAAAACAUAAGCGGAAGUCUCAUAGCGCAGAAUACGAUAUUUGGAUGGAUUCUGAGCGGCCCAAUCCAGGAGAGAAUCUCCACCUUUACCACCCAGGUAACCGAACCCCAGGAUGAAUCUCUAAACUCACUGCUGAAGAAGUUUUGGGAACAGGAGGAAGUAGCAGUCACUCAACCCCGUUCCAGUGAGGAGGAGUUCUGUGAGGACCUGUAUCGGCUCACGACAACCCGGCAGGCAGACGGACGAUAUACGGUGAAAUUACCCGUCAAACCCGAAUUUCCAGACACAAUGGCUUUAGGUCACUCUCGACUAGCAGCGCAGCAGCAGUACAUCAGCAUCGAAAGGAAUCUGGAGAAAAAACCCGACCUUGGCAAAAAGUACUCAGAGGUUCUGGAAGAAUACAUCACCAUGGACCAUAUGGAGCCCACCUCAUCCCAAGAAGUCAUCAAAGACGGUAAAUACUUCUCCUUUUAUUUACCGCACCAUGCUGUCAUAAAACCCGACAGCAAAACAACAAAAGUACGCGUAGUCUUCAAUGCUUCCAGAAUAUCCCACUCUGGAAACUCCCUCAAUGACGUACUAUACACUGGCCCAACCCUUCAAAAUGACUUGAUGCUCGGCAUUCUCCGAUGUCGCCUCUACAAGUUUGUUUUUAAUGGCGGCAUCGAAAAGAUGUACCGCCAAAUUCUUGUCCACGAGGAAGAUCAAGACUUCCAAAGAAUCGUCUUUCGUAGGUCUCCAAAUAAGCCCAUAGAAGAUUUUAGGCUGAAAACAGUCACCUUUGGCGUCAAUUGCGCUCCCUAUCUUGCAAUCCGUACGCUUCAUCAGUUAGCGCAGGAUUGUCAAGACGAAUUCCCGCUCGCCAGCAAUAUCCUCCUACGCGAAACAUACGUGGANACAUCUUGCAAUCCGCACGCUUCAUCA